Sungouiella intermedia is the source of this 663-nucleotide messenger RNA. NCBI's taxonomy places the organism in Eukaryota, Fungi, Ascomycota, Pichiomycetes, Serinales, Metschnikowiaceae. The record is from the annotation of a GenBank genome assembly.
AUGCUCAGAUCUUCAGCAAAAGCCAUAAGGCCCUUCUCAACCAGUGUGCCUCGUCUGUUUCUCGGCAACUUCUUCGGAACCAAGGAGGCCAAGAAAAAGGAGAUCAUCCAGAACCAGGACGAUUAUGAGGUCGAUCCAACAUCCAAGAUCGUCAUCUUGAACAAGGAAAACUCACCAGAGUACAAGCCAUUUGUGGCUGAAGAAGCCAUGCCUGACUUCAAAAUCAACCAGUGGAAGUUCACUCAGGUCAACCCUGAGAAUAUCGAAGCUUCUUACUCCAACGAAACCUUGACCCAAGUCAUCAGUCAAUCAUACAGCGAGUUGAAGGGAGAACAAAUCAACGAGAAUCAGUACAAAGAUAUCAGUUUGAGUGAUUUGCAGUUUCGUUUCCAGUUGGGUAAGUUGUUGCAACAAAAAUUGGGAUUUGACAUCAAUGACCACACGCUCACAAGAGCACACACUUUGGAGUAUUUGCAUAAUGAGUUGAAUAAAGUGAUUUCCCACAGAUGGUCCAGCGAAAGAAACCCUAACGCGGUUGUUUUAAGACCCGAGGACUUCGAGCUGGUACUGAACGUUUACUUAAGCAAUGAGAGAACCCAAGAGGAGCAGAAGAAGGCAUUUGAGGAGUUGGUGGAGAAGGCAAAGGAAGCCACCGCGCUCUAG